CGUCCUAGGGAAGUAUGCGCCUUCCGAGCCAGGUUGAUGUCCCUCUAUGAUGGGUUUGACUAGGGGAAAUGCACAACUCUACCCCAUCUCCCAACAACCCUCAUCCACUUACCAUUACUAUAUCCAAAUCAUGUCUCGGGUCGAUCCUACCUCAAGACCGCGAAGGUCCAUCCAGAGAAAACCAAUACAUCGUGGAGACAUGAUUCCUCCCUCUAUUCCCCCAUCUAUUCCUCCUUCUAUACAGCACAUCGAAAAUAGUCAUCUAUAUCAUUAUCCAUCAUCAGCAUCUUAUCUAUCUCGCAAUCAGCAGUUCGUCGAUCACUCCGCUCAUAGUCAUCCUCAGCCGGGCUUACUGCGUCAUUCCAACGAUAUUGACCACGCCGAAAGACUGCAAGAUUGGCUUUCCCGUAAGCCUGCCCAAUCACCAAGCCUGUUGUCUGCUGAGCACUCCUAAUGCUGCCUUUAGAGGCUGAUUUGACACCAAGGCGGCCUGAAGUGCAAUACAUGGCCAAGAGAAAGUCAAAGGCAAGGCAGAGGAGGGAAAGGAGGAGAGCAGCAAAGGCUCAGCAGGCGUCAGAAAGAGCAGCCACGGCGUCAACGGCUGAUCCCUCGACAGUGGAAUUUUCGUCCACUUCCCCAACGACAGAAACAGAGCAAGCCAAACAAGAGGAGCCAACAAUCAAGGCACCGGACGCAAGUACCGAGAAGGGACCGACAACCGUUGAGCAGCUAGCGGAACAGCUUGCCAACUUAGCCAGCCUGAUCGAUUCCGUGAACAAUGCCCCCGUCGAAACCUACCCUCUUUUCAUUUACCAUGAGCCUUACUGGUUGGGACGAGGCAGUGCCACUCGCGCCCUCCCAGGCCUUAAUCGUGCUCUCGCAGUGGGCGUGAUGGAUUCCGAGCGCGUGGGCGCUGUCCUCUCGAAGAUUAAGCCAUCGGAGAUGAUGGGCCUGCGAGACGUUUACCGGUCACUCUUCGAUAGGGAAUUGAUGGACGAUGUGAGAGAGAAUACGGUUGGGCUGGUGGUCAGGCAGGAUCCUCAGGAGGAAAUCCGAGCUAUUGACUUUGACUGCACGGGGGCACGUUAUGAUCUUCCGUCGGGUAGAGCUGUGACCAUUCUGAAAGCUGUGACCGCGCCUACCCAGGAGCAGUUGGACACAUUGUUGCCAUCGGCGGCAGCCACUAGGAGCGAUAGGUCGAGCGGGAUGACUAGCAAUGAUGGAUUUGCCGGAAGAGCGUUUCACUGAUCUGCUGAGUAGGUAGGAUGGUGGUCUUAUACAGUUACAUAGUAUCUGGAAGCCAGCUUAGAGUAAACUCUGCUUAGCUUAGUUUUGG
Messenger RNA from Aspergillus fijiensis CBS 313.89, 1336 nucleotides. RefSeq lists its product as uncharacterized. The record is from RefSeq and is a predicted model, not a curated record. NCBI's taxonomy places the organism in Eukaryota, Fungi, Ascomycota, Eurotiomycetes, Eurotiales, Aspergillaceae. The coding region runs from base 454 to 1248 and encodes 264 amino acids. The transcript has a single exon.